Cynocephalus volans (Philippine flying lemur) is the source of this 476-nucleotide messenger RNA. It is a transcript of the gene PTRHD1, whose product is annotated as peptidyl-tRNA hydrolase domain containing 1. Lineage: Eukaryota; Metazoa; Chordata; Mammalia; Dermoptera; Cynocephalidae. Gene Ontology annotation, molecular function: peptidyl-tRNA hydrolase activity. The transcript is spliced from 2 exons. The coding region runs from base 1 to 423 and encodes 140 amino acids. The record is from RefSeq and is a predicted model, not a curated record.
AUGCACCGGGGAGUAGGCCCAGCCGUUCGGGUGGUCAGGAAGAUGGCGGCCUCUGGGGCGGAGCCGCAGAUCCUGGUACAAUACUUGGUGUUGCGAAAAGAUCUAGCGCAGGCACCGUUCUCCUGGCCGGCGGGCGCAUUGGUAGCACAGGCUUGUCACGCAGCCACCGCGGCCUUGCACGUUCACCGCGACCACCCCCACACCACAGCGUACCUCCAGGAGCUGGGGCGCAUGCGCAAAGUGGUCCUCGAGGCCCCAGAUGAGACCACCCUAAAGGACCUGGCCGAGACCCUUCAACAAAAGAAUAUUGAUCACGUGCUAUGGCUUGAGCAGCCAGAGAAUAUCGCCACUUGCAUUGCGCUCCGGCCAUACCCUAAAGAAGAAGUGAAUCUGUAUUUGAAGAAGUUCCGAUUGUUCAAAUGACAGAUGCUUUGAUGUAUUCAAUAUCAGCUGAAUCCAGAAAAGCAUGCCAUCCA